GAUUCGCACCUCCGUGGACCGUCGUUCGUGAUGGAGCCGCCGUCGCGCCUCGAAUUCUCCAACUCGUCCGGCGGCUGGCUGGACUGCUCCGCCUCCGGGAGCCCGCAGCCCACGAUCGACUGGCUGUCGGUGGACGGAACGUCCGUCGGCGACGUCGGAGGCGUGCGGCGCGUCCUGCGCAACGGCACGCUGGUGCUGCUGCCCUUCCCGGCCGCCGCCUACCGGCAGGACAUUCAUAGUACAAUCUAUCGAUGCGUAGCGUCGAACACCGUUGGACGGGUCAUCUCACGGGAUGUACAGGUCCGGGCAGUGGUUGCUCAAGCAUACAAAGUUGAUGUUGAAGUGCUGGCAGCAUCCCGCGGCUGUACCGCGAUCCUGCGUUGCGUAGUGCCUAAUUUUGUUAAGGAGUUAGUGAGGGUCGUGUCCUGGGUACAGGAGCCGGCAUUCUACAUUUACCCAUCGCUGCAGGGUGAUGGAAAGCAUCACCUGCUGCCGACCGGAGAGUUGCUGAUACACAAUCUAGAGUUUAACGAUCGGUACCCAUCUUACCGGUGUCGGACGAUGCACAAACUGACGAGACAGGUUGUCACCAGUAAUCCGGCCAAAAUUCGAAUGACUGAUCAACGAGGAAUAGUUUCGCCAAGCGUAGUGGAGCACACGUCACAUGUUUCAGUGUCGCAGGACGAGGGUGCCGUGUUGUUGUGCGUGGCUCAGGGCUGUCCCUCGCCGGAGUAUCGAUGGUACACCCACAACGGUCCAGAACCAAUUCCAGUGACAUCCGGCCCACGGAUACGACUGCUCGGUCCGGUGCUGGCCAUCGAGGCUGUUACCGGCGAAGACGGCGGGGUUUACAAGUGUUCCGCAUCGAACGCCGGCGGGGAAGCCAGCGCCGAUCUCCGGCUCACCGUCUCCACGCCCAUCCACGUCGAAAUCUCGCCGAACGUCUUGAGCGUGCACAUGGGCGGCACGGCGGAGUUUCGGUGUCUCGUCACCUCCAACGGCAUGUCGGCUGGGCCGCAGCACAUCACCUGGUUCAAAGACGGCCGCCAGCUACCGAGCUCCGGUCGCGUGGGCGAUACGCUACAGGUGACGGGGGUGACGCGCGAGGACAAGGGCAUGUACCAGUGUGUGGUGCGGCGCCAGGAGGGCGACUCAUUCCAGGCGUCGGCGGAACUGCAAUUAGGCGACGCUCCUCCGUCGCUGGUGUACAGCUUCAUCGAGCAGACGCUACAGCCUGGUCCGGCCGUUUCGCUGAAGUGCUCGGCCCAGGGGAACCCGACGCCCCAGAUAUCGUGGACGUUGGAUGGAUUUCCACUGCCAACGAACGGAAGGUUUAUGAUAGGUCAAUAUGUAACCGUGCACGGGGACGUGAUCAGCCACGUGAACAUUAGUCACGUAAUGGUGGAGGACGGCGGAGAGUACUCGUGCGGGGCGGAGAACCGCGCUGGCAAAACUUCACACUCAGCUCGGCUCAAUAUCUACGGCUUGCCGUACAUUCGACUGAUACCGAAAGUGACGGCCGUCGCCGGGCACACCCUGUACCUCAAGUGCCCGGUGGCCGGCUAUCCGAUCGAGGAAAUCCACUGGGAACGCGGUGGCCGCGAGCUGCCGGAGGACAUGCGCCAGAAGGUCCAAUCGGACGGGACGCUCGAGAUCAAGGAGGUGCAGAAGUCGCUCGACUCCGGCGUGUACACGUGUUGGGCGCGCAACAAGCAGGGCCACAGUGCGAGACGCAGCGGAGAGGUGGCGGUCAUAGUUCCUCCCAAUAUCGAACCGUUCACCUUUCAAGACGGGUUGGCCGAGGGCAUGCGAACCCGCACCGUUUGCGGCGUGUCGAAGGGUGACCCGCCGCUGACGCUCAAGUGGCUGAAGGACGGCGAUCCGCUGCUGUCCACGCUGCUGGGCGCCAAUGUGUCCACUCUAGACCAGUACUCGUCCCUCCUUAACAUCCCCUCCCUGUCCGCGGCGCACUCCGGCGACUAUACGUGCGUGGCCAGCAACCCGGCGGCCGAAGUGAAGUUUACCGCCUCGUUACAGGUAAAAGUUCCGCCUCGUUGGGUUGUGGAACCGAUGGACGUGAGCGUUGAGCGUAACCGCCACAUUAUGCUUCACUGCCAGGCUCAGGGAGUCCCGGUGCCGACGAUUCUCUGGAAGAAAGCAACAGGAAGCAAAUCCGGAGACUACGAGGAGGUACGGGAGCGUCCGUAUACGAAGCUGCUGGCCAAUGGGUCGCUGCUCCUGCAGCACGUAAAGGAGGACCGCGAGGGGUUCUAUCUCUGCCAGGCCAACAACGGCAUCGGGACCGGUAUCGGGAAAGUGAUCCAGCUGAAGGUGAACUCUUCUCCGUACUUUGCGGGACAAUCGAAGAUGGUGACCGUCAAGAAGGGGGACACGGCGAUAAUGCAGUGCGAGGUGAAGGGCGACAAGCCGAUCAACGUCGUGUGGCUCCGGAACGGUAAGCACGAGCUGAACCCAUCGACCAACUACCGGGUCUCGAUCAAGCAGGACGCCACGCCGGAGGGUAUCUCGGCGGAGGUGCAGAUUUCGAACGUGGACAGCAGCGACAGUGGGGCCUACUUCUGUCAGGCCAGCAACCUGUACGGCCGAGACCAGCAGCUGGUCCAGCUGCAGGUGCAGGAACCACCGCAGCCACCGUCUUCGCUCGAGGCAGCGACGGUCUCGAGCCGGGUCGUUAACCUCAAGUGGCAACCGCGCGGCGGUGACGCGGCCGAGGUGUCCAAGUACAUCAUCGAGUACCGGGAGAUCGACCGGCAGUGGCAGUACAUCGACAUCUCGGACCCACCGGCUUACUCGACAAUCAUCGAGAACCUGAAGCCGGCGACUAACUACAUGUUCCGGAUCAUCGCCGAGGGUCCGGCCGGUCGAAGCUCACCCAGCCAGGAGCUGUUCAUCAAAACGGACCCCCAGAGGCCAGCUGGACCGCCGCUCAACCUCGGUGCCCGCCCCAUCUCAUCCACCGAGAUACUGGUCAGCUGGAUGCCACCGUCCUACGAGCUGCGGCACGGCGAAAUUCAGGGCUACAACAUCGGGUACCGUUCGAUGCACGCCACGAGCAAUAGCUACAACUUUACGUCCAUCUCGGGUGACGGCGAAGACGGUACGGGCGAACUCCUGCUGGCCAACCUGGCCAAGUACACGCGCUACACGAUCGUAGCGCAGGCCUUCAACCAGAUCGGUCCGGGUCCACUGUCCGAACCGGUCACCGCACAAACGAUGGAGGACGUGCCGAGUAAACCGCCGGAGGACAUCCGCUGUAUGGCGCAGAGCUCCACGUCGAUUCAGGUGUCGUGGCAGCCACCGCAGGCCCACCACACGAACGGGCUGCUGCAGGGCUACAAGGUGUUCUACGAGUGUGCCACCGAGGACGCGAUCAGCACGGGCGAGAUGGAAACGCGCAAGACCACCUCCCUGACCGUGCACCUGUCGAACCUGCGCAAGUUCUCCAACUACAGCAUCCAGGUGCUGGCGUACACGCGUAUGGGCGACGGCGUCAUCUCGCCCCCGUCGUUCUGCCACACGGACGAGGACGCUCCGGAGGCACCGGCCGACAUCAAGAUCGCCAUCAGUUCGCCCUCGUCCCUGUACAUCUCGUGGCUACCGCCGAAGGACCCGAACGGUAUCAUCACCAAGUACAACCUGUACAUGCGCGCCGUUAACGGGCGCGAGGAGCUGAACAACGACAAGCGCAACCUGCAGGCCCACCAGCACCACUUCGAGGCGAAGCAGCUCCAGAGCCACACCGAGUACCAGUUCUGGGUGUCGGCGUCGACGCGCGUCGGCGAGGGCAAGAGUUCGCGCGUCGUCUCCCAGCUCACGUCGAACCGGGUGCCGGCCAAGAUAGUGUCCUUCGGUGGCCUCACGAUCCGCCCGUGGAAGUCGUCGGCCUCGCUGAACUGCAUGGCCGUGGGGCAACCGCGCCGCGAGUGGUUCAAGGGCGAUACGCUCCUGCGGCCCGGUACCCAGCACAACAUCCAGCUGCUGGACUCGGGCGAAAUCAUCGUGACGAUGCUGCAAACCAGCGACACCGGCAACUACACCUGCCAGGUCGACAACGGUAUCGGUACGGACCGCCUGACACACAACUUGCUCGUCCAGGUGCCGCCCGGGCCACCGGUCCUCUACGUCACCAGUGCCACGUCCAGCAGCAUCCUGCUGCACUGGAAGAUCGGAUCCACGGGCAACGCACCGAUCACCGCGUUCUCGCUGCACUACCGGCGAAUCCACGGAAAUCUGGAGGAGAUGCAACUGUCACGCCACGCCACCAGCCACGACCUGAAGGGCCUGUUCUGUGGGAGCACCUACCAGGUGUACCUGAUCGCCCACAACAAGAUCGGUUCCUCGUCCGCCAGCACGACGCUGAACGUGAAAACGCAAGGCCAAUCGCCAGGGGUUCCACCCGACUCGGUGCUGAUCGCACCGAACUCCACCUCGGUGGUGCUUCGGCUGAACGGUUGGCCCGACAACGGCUGCCCGAUCAUCUACUUCGUGCUGCAGUACCGCUCCGUGUCGACCGGUCUGGACGACGAGUGGCACCUGGUGUCGAACGCCCUCAAACCACAGCGGCGCUUCACGCUGUCCGGACUCCUGCCCUCGACCAUGUACCGGCUCAAGAUGGAGGCACACAACGUGGCCGGUUCCACCAAUGCAGAGUACACCUUUUGGACGCUCACGAAAGAUGGAGACCCGCCACCACCGGAACUAGUACAAAGAGGACAUCGUUCUCAGAUUUUUUAUAACAAUAUUCAACUGCUGAUACCGAUCAUCAUUACGAUUACCGCUGCCAUCAUCUGCAUUGCGUUCACGGUCGUGUGCUUCAAAUACCGAUACAUAAUUGUAUACGGACUAUUUGGGUUUUUCCGUUUGCCGUUUGCAGGGCAACGGGGUCGUCAGCGGAAAGACACCAUGGAGAGCCAGCAAACCACCGACGCCCAAAGGGACCGUUACUAUGCCACGAUUCAUAAGGUCGCGCUUCAGGCGGGCGAUAAGAUACCUGAAACAUCCGAAGAUAUUUCGCCGUACGCCACGUUCCAGCUGUCGGAGGCUAGUACGCUGGCUCAGCCGCACCACAGCGGGCCAGCGAACACGCUGCUGCACUCCUUCAUGUACCACGAACGCGCCAUGACCGAGGGGUGCGCCUCGCCACCACCCGCAGCGGUACUGAGACUUCACAAUCAAUCGCCAUACUACAAUAUCAACUCUUCCAAGGGCCGCCGCAGACACUCGCGAAAAACGGAGCCCGAAAGCGAAGAGUCCGACUCGGACCAAGAUCCCUUAACCUCGAGUCGCACCGAAUCGUCCAAUCAGCUGGACGCGAAGAUGAAGCACAGUAAGGAUCUGGAGCUGGCGACGGCGGGCGGCCCGGGCGACCACGGCUAUAACCCGACCCACUAUAUGCGUUCUAUUCCAGGUCUGAUUUAUCACGGCACGCAAUCGAGCACUUCGUCCGAUUUGUCGCCGAUGUCCGAACAAAAGUCCUUACCGCGGCGUGGCCGUUCAAGGGGAACGAUGCGAUCCUUGCUGACGCCGCUCCAUCUCCCGGAUGGUGGCGCGCCCGGCGGUGGUCCACUGUUCCAUCAGGUGCCGAUCGAGGCCGGCACUCCCGAUCGGAUCGAGCUGUCGGAGGCCGAAUGUGACAUCGAUACGAUCAAGAAGCUCAAGCUCGGCAUGCGCUCGUCGCUCUGGUCGCGCCCCGGGCAAACCAAUGCAGGCGGCGGCGGCACUGGUGGCCCCGGGCCGAACGGCGGCACCCCUGGGGGCGGUGGUAACGCAGCCGGCGUAGGCCAUCCUUCCGACUACUCCAUUGCCGUAUAA
Messenger RNA from Anopheles bellator, 5832 nucleotides. RefSeq names its product cell adhesion molecule Dscam2 (gene Dscam2). NCBI's taxonomy places the organism in Eukaryota, Metazoa, Arthropoda, Insecta, Diptera, Culicidae. Gene Ontology annotation, cellular component: plasma membrane; axon. The transcript is spliced from 18 exons. The record is from RefSeq and is a predicted model, not a curated record. The coding region runs from base 31 to 5832 and encodes 1933 amino acids. Gene Ontology annotation, molecular function: protein binding. Gene Ontology annotation, biological process: axon guidance; cell-cell adhesion.